UAGUUGUGUCUCAUCCUCCAAGCUCGCGUGGUAGGGACAGAAAAUGCAACUGUUUGUGUGCAUAUCUCAUGAAUGCAAAUUGAAAUAGUUUCUGUUAUAUGCCGUAAAACCAAGCAGACCGUUCCAUGAAUUUGAAGAGGGUGAGACAAGUUUCAGUUCCGGUGAUUCAGGCAUUCGCUUGUGAGAAGGACUCAGAAGCAAUGCGACGACGUAGAGUGCUCAGAAAGUUUGAUAAAGAAUUAGCAAACCGAAAUUACAAAGCUGCUAGCUCUCUGUUGAAGCAAUUACAGCACAUGCCCCGAGCCCUACUUGGCUUCGGUUCUGCCAAAUUGGUGCCUAAAAUAAUACCAGCAAUCAAUACACAACAACUAUCUAUGGUUGAUUCAUCGUCUUUUGAAUCUUUAGUUGACACAAUUAUGUGUUCAAUCAAAUAUAGCAUCAAGUUUGCUAUAUCAGAUGAGGAGGUCUUAUUAUCGGGAAUGGAAGAUGCUAUGGGGAGUGAAACCGAUAAUUCCCCUUAUGAAGAUCAUCAAAUGUGUUUGCAACAUGAGGUGGGGCAUUUUUUGGUUGGUUACCUGGUGGGGGUCUUACCAAGAAGCUAUGAAGUACCUAGUCUACAAGAUAUAACACAGGACAAAUUUGCUCAGGGAAAUGUGCAGUUUCUUGGCUUUGAAUUUCUCAAAGAAGUCCAAAUUGUGCAGGUUGAUAUUAAUACUAUAUCAAGCAAACGGUGUACCCAGGGCAAGCUAAAAAGCAAGGAAAACAGGGCCAAAAUCUCAUCCCAGACUUUGAACAGAUUCUUGUGUGUGAUACUAGGAGGGUUAGCAGCAGAGCACCUGGUAUUUGGAUACUCAGAAUUACUUCACUCAGAUGUUCAAAAGUUGGACAGAGUGCUAAGGUGGUUAUGCUACAAUGAGAAUGAAGCCGACUCUCUGGUAAGAUGGGCUAUACUUACCACUUUGUCACUAUUAAGUCAUCAUCACGAGGCUCGAUCAAGACUAGCAGAGGCCAUGACUUCAAGAAGAUCAAUUGGCUAUUGUAUUGAUAUGAUAGAGAACACUUUGUGAGACCAUGUUGUUUAGCCACUGACUUGGGGGACCAUAUGAUUUUUUUAACUCAACAAGUUCCCCUUCUCAUUGUUUUGCAGCAGCAGAAUAUGUCAGAAUACAUAAGAGGGGUUACUUAAAUAAUGUCACUCUCUAAUCUCUCAGAGAGCAUCAGAAACUAAGUUACAUU
Molecule: messenger RNA, 1236 nt
Organism: Solanum stenotomum
Lineage: Eukaryota; Viridiplantae; Streptophyta; Magnoliopsida; Solanales; Solanaceae
Exons: 8
Coding region: 126-1067 (313 amino acids)
Biological process (GO): proteolysis
Molecular function (GO): metalloendopeptidase activity; ATP-dependent peptidase activity; ATP binding
Source: RefSeq, a predicted model, not a curated record